AUGUCUGACUCCACCAGAGAUAAGGGACUUUCCCUUACGGAAGAGCUGAAAGCCAUAUUGGCGAACCUCGAGGCAGCAGGCCCUCCACAGAUCGAUCCGACGUCAACAGUAUGGCCCUUUGUAUGGUCUAACAUCGAACCUAACCCUCGCUGUUGGGCUGUACCACCACCAGAUGGUACAGUCGCCGGGCCCUCUCCAAGUCACAAAGGAGACGACAGUGGUGAGGGUUCUGAUAGUGAAUACGCCGGUUCCGAUUCCGAUUCCGACGAAGAGAGCGACUUCACCUUUCAGUUCAACGAGGAGAAAUUCCUUUUGUUCCUUAAAAGGCUUCAUCCUCAUAUCGUUGCUAAACUACGCGCACCACCAAUUGGCGAUAUCCCAGAUCUGAGGCCAGGUAUCACGCUGCAAGAGCAUCAGAAGCAUGCUGUCGGCAAGGCCGAGUUCGCGAUGAACUCACAGUUUAAGGGGAUGAUACUCGGAGAUCCUCCUGGUCUUGGAAAGACCUUGUCGGCUCUAUCCAUCAUCGCCCGCACCUCCCAUGUUGGAUGCGGUCCAUCAAUCAUUGUUGCGCCGUUUUCAUGCUGUCAACACUGGAUGGAGGAAAUCAAGAAGUUCUUCAACGAUGAUAGUAUGCCUGCCUUCUGCCUCGCUUAUGAGAAUGCUACUGUGCAUGAAAUCUUUCGCUAUAAGAUCAUUGUGACAUCUUACGAACAAGUCUCCGCUGAACUCAGCCGCCUCCGUCGAUUCUCGAAGGGGAUGAUGGCGUACCACAAAGGCCGGUUAGCCAAAGAAGACCUUCCCAAGCGGCCAACGGUUACCUUACUUUCGGGAAUAUUCGGUCUCCCGGGCGUGAAACCUCUGGGUCCUCUACUGAUUUUAGAUGACGCCCAUUGUAUCAAAAACUACAACAGCCGCACGUACUCCGCCAUCUACAAGCUUAGGCAGAGCUUAGAUACUUGCAUCAUGAUGUCUGGAACACCGCUCGACGAUGCUUGGUUAGAUGCGUAUGCUCUAUUAUCACUUCUCCGGGGCCACAACCUCGCCUCUCCCGACGCUAUGGCACUCGCAUUCACAGGGCAUAAGGAGUUCUUGAAGUGCAAAGAAGGAGGGUUGCCUACCCUAACCGAUGAGAAGAUUCCUAGAAUGGUCCAGAUGAUGGACGCUGUCCUACUCCGGCGCCCGAUUACCAUCAAUAACCUGCCGCCGCUGAACUACAAACUAUGGCAGUACGGACACAAGACGGACAGCACUGAACUCUCAAACGAAUCUCUAUCCCAGUUCCUCCAGGAAAGGAAGGCGAAGAGGUUCGAGCAUGCUAUCUCCCACUUUGUCAAAGCCAGGCACUAUGCGUAUCACCCCAUGCUGAGCCAAUUGCAUGAUAUCGAGGAACCCAUUCAUCUUGCUUCAUGGACACGAAAUGAGACAGCCGACGAGAGCUUGUUGAGUCAAGAUAAACAAAGAUUGGCACAAUGGUACCAGGAGCUCAACGAAGGACGCAACUGGGAAUCUACGCGGACCGUUUGCUUGAUGGGUCUCGUUACACAGCACCUUGAUGCCAACCCAGACGACGCCAUGGUCAUUAUGGACGAGAGCGUGUUCUUUUUGGACAUCGUUCAAGUGGCUAUCAGCAAGAGUUUUCCAGCAAAUGGGGACAAGCCUAUCUUCCGAUACGAUGGGCGUGCCCACGGUUUCUUUUGGUCAGUCGUGGAACAGGCUGUCAAGGCCUGA
Molecule: messenger RNA, 1728 nt
Organism: Fusarium coffeatum
Lineage: Eukaryota; Fungi; Ascomycota; Sordariomycetes; Hypocreales; Nectriaceae
Exons: 4
Coding region: 1-1728 (575 amino acids)
Molecular function (GO): ATP binding; ATP-dependent chromatin remodeler activity
Source: RefSeq, a predicted model, not a curated record